AUGAAUGAAAUUGAUAACAACAUUAACGGCGAUGAAAAUAAUAACAUUGAAAAUAAUGACAACAUUAAUAAAGGCAAAAAGAAAACAUCACAAUUGCCCAUUGUUCAUGCAUGUUAUCUUAUAUUUAUGAAACUUAAAUAA
Molecule: messenger RNA, 141 nt
Organism: Entrophospora sp. SA101
Lineage: Eukaryota; Fungi; Glomeromycota; Glomeromycetes; Entrophosporales; Entrophosporaceae
Source: the annotation of a GenBank genome assembly